This is a messenger RNA of Triticum turgidum subsp. durum (durum wheat), 291 nucleotides long. The record is from the annotation of a GenBank genome assembly. NCBI's taxonomy places the organism in Eukaryota, Viridiplantae, Streptophyta, Magnoliopsida, Poales, Poaceae.
AUGGUGGAUGGAUUUUGCCAUGCCAGCCUUGAAGACAAGAGUCUGAAGGCGCCUUGCAAGGAAGUUCUCAGCAGUCAGGGCAAGGACGUAAUCAAGCUUAUCCUGGCCCUCAGCAAGGAGACCAUAGCGGUUCAUGCGACGGAGAAGGGCCGCGCCCUCAAAGAUACGGCGGGGAUUUUUCUCAUCCAGUGUGAGCAAGUGUCUUGCAGCAUUACGAAUCCUGCUCAGUGCAUACUGAACCCUCCAGAGCUCACGCUUGCACCUCAGUCCAUAUUCACCGACCAGCUUUAG